Cavia porcellus (domestic guinea pig) is the source of this 2319-nucleotide messenger RNA. RefSeq names its product zinc finger DHHC-type palmitoyltransferase 7 (gene Zdhhc7). The record is from RefSeq and is a predicted model, not a curated record. Gene Ontology annotation, biological process: peptidyl-L-cysteine S-palmitoylation; protein targeting to membrane. Gene Ontology annotation, molecular function: protein-cysteine S-palmitoyltransferase activity. The transcript is spliced from 9 exons. Bases 356 to 1282 code for a protein of 308 amino acids. Gene Ontology annotation, cellular component: endoplasmic reticulum; Golgi apparatus. Lineage: Eukaryota; Metazoa; Chordata; Mammalia; Rodentia; Caviidae.
GGAGCUCCCUCCCCGGCAGGUGGCUCCUGACUUGGGAACCCCAGCUGGUGCCUGGAGGCUCCGGGGUCGGCCUCUGCCCGUGCCUGGGGUCCUGCAUGGUGCGUGGGUCACUGGACGACCUGGCGGGUUUGCUCCGUGCCCGAGCCGCGUGGCCAAGACCCUGUCACAUAGGACAGCACACACCGCAGUGUCCCCAGGGACAGGCGUGACAUGCUCGAGUGAUGUUCACAAGUCACCUGUGCGUGAGGACAGUGUAGAGCAGGCGUGGUGUUGGAGGGCGUCUGGCCUGUUUUCCCCCGUGACACGUCUGCGGCAGGCUGGUCAUGAACACUUUAUCAGGGUGUGUCCGGGAACAAUGCAGCCCUCCGGACACCGGCUCCGGGACGUCGAGCACCAUCCUCUGCUGACCGAAAACGACAGCUACGACUCUGCCUCCUCCUCCGCCUCCGAGGCCGACACGGCAGACAGGGUGUGGUUCAUCCGCGAUGGCUGCGGCAUGGUCUGUGCCGUCAUCACGUGGCUGCUGGUGGUCUACGCGGACUUCGUGGUGACGUUCGUCAUGCUGCUACCUUCCAAAGAUUUCUGGUACUCCGUGGUGAACGGGGUCAUCUUUAACUGCCUGGCGGUGUUGGCACUCUCAUCACACCUGAGGACCAUGCUCACCGACCCCGGGGCGGUGCCCAAGGGGAAUGCCACGAAGGAGCACAUGGAGAGCCUGCAGCUGAAGCCCGGCGAGGUGAUCUACAAGUGCCCCAAGUGCUGCUGCAUCAAGCCCGAGCGGGCGCACCACUGCAGUAUUUGCAAAAGGUGUAUCCGGAAAAUGGACCAUCACUGCCCGUGGGUGAACAACUGUGUGGGGGAGCAGAACCAGCGCUUCUUCGUGCUCUUCACGAUGUACAUCGCCCUGUCCUCGGUGCACGCACUCAUCCUCUGCGGCCUGCAGUUCAUCUCCUGCGUGCGGGGACAGUGGACAGAGUGCAGCGGCUUCUCCCCUCCGAUCACUGUAGUCCUGCUGAUCUUCCUGUGCCUUGAGGGGCUGCUGUUCUUCACGUUCACCGCCGUGAUGUUCAGCACUCAGAUCCACUCGAUCUGCAACGACGAGACGGAGAUCGAGAGGCUGAAGAGCGAGAAGCCCACGUGGGAGCGGAGGCUGCGCUGGGAAGGGAUGAAGUCCGUCUUUGGGGGUCCCCCCUCCCUCCUCUGGAUGAACCCCUUUGUCGGCUUCCGGUUCAGGCGACUGCAGGCCAGGCCCAGGAAAGGCGGCCCGGAGUUCUCGGUGUGAGCCUCCCGUUGGGCCAGGAGGGCAGGUGGGACUGCGCGGCCACAGGACCUGGGACACAGGUGGCCGUCACCAGCAGACGGGUGGCUGUGUUCACCGGACAGGAGCCCGCGUGAGCCCUGCUGCAUGCUGGCCUGGCCAGGAGUCCCCAGCUGUGCACCUGCUGGCUGUCACCAGCACCAGACUGCGGCCGGGCCCUGGCCUGUGCGCCAGAGGCGCAGAUGGCCUGCGUGCCGAGCGGGAAGGCGGCUUCAGAACCUCGUGGGGCCCGGAGGGCGCCCCGCAGUGAGUCUGUGCGCGCGUCCGUGUGUCUGUGCGCGUGUGCAUGUGUCCUGGUGUGACAUUUAGUGGCCGUGUACAGCAAAUGAGCUGUUUCUCAGAAGCCAACAUUUCAGGGAAGGGGGUACGCUGUGUGGCCCCAUGGUGUCUAUGAAUGUAUUCCCAACGGACAGCGUCUCCAUCCAAAGAGCAGUGGUCCCUUGUGGCCGGCGAUGCGCGCCCCUGCUUCCACCGAGUCGGCGGGCGGGGCUGGCCCCACAGCGGCCAGGGGCACCAGAGAGGUGGCUUUCGUUUUUAUGUUUGUGUCUCUGCCCACGGCACAGGUGAUGAGAGCGGACCCUUGGUGUGAGCUUAGGGUUACACCAGACGCAAAUAGCCCCUCCGGGGCCCUGCCUUAAACUGCUGGGGCCGCGCCCCUGCUGCCCAGGCUUCGGGACCGGCCGUGGGCUCCCGGAGUCCGUCUCCAUGAGGUCCCAGCCGGUCCCUGGCGGGAGGACAGGCUUGGGAGGGACAGGCCCAGCAGGCCAGGACAGCGCAGCGGGCGGUUCUGGGUGUCAUUUGCACAUCUGUGUCGGGGCCGGGCCGUUGGGCGUCAGUGGGAGGCGUGCACCUGUGUGUCCUGUCAUCGGUCAGUGACUCCCCACGUGGUGACCCUGUGAGCCUCUCGAGUCUGUGCAAAUCAAGUAUAUUUGACUUUCCGACCUCUCCUUCCGUGUAACUUUUCUAUGAAAUAAACUAGCCCAGCGGCCGUUCUCAGACCA